Messenger RNA from Sorex fumeus (smoky shrew), 8368 nucleotides. It is a transcript of the gene TLN2, whose product is annotated as talin 2. Gene Ontology annotation, biological process: cell-cell adhesion. NCBI's taxonomy places the organism in Eukaryota, Metazoa, Chordata, Mammalia, Eulipotyphla, Soricidae. Bases 18 to 7646 code for a protein of 2542 amino acids. Gene Ontology annotation, molecular function: integrin binding; actin filament binding; structural constituent of cytoskeleton. The record is from RefSeq and is a predicted model, not a curated record. Gene Ontology annotation, cellular component: plasma membrane; cytoskeleton; ruffle. The transcript is spliced from 56 exons.
UCAGAUCACCUAGGAAGAUGGUGGCCCUAUCCUUGAAGAUUUGUGUCCGCCACUGCAAUGUGGUAAAGACUAUGCAGUUUGAGCCUUCCACGGCUGUAUACGAUGCCUGUCGAGUCAUUCGGGAACGAGUCCCUGAGGCACAAACUGGUCAAGCUUCUGACUAUGGCCUGUUUCUCUCUGAUGAAGACCCCAGGAAAGGGAUCUGGCUGGAAGCGGGCAGAACACUGGAUUAUUACAUGUUGCGGAAUGGGGAUAUUCUGGAAUAUAAAAAGAAGCAGAGGCCUCAGAAAAUCCGCAUGCUGGAUGGCUCAGUGAAGACCGUGAUGGUGGAUGACUCCAAGAUGGUGGGCGAGCUGCUGGUCACUAUCUGCAGCAGAAUAGGAAUAACAAACUAUGAAGAAUACUCUUUAAUCCAAGAAACAAUGGAAGAAAAGAAGGAGGAAGGGACGGGGACACUGAAAAAAGACAGAACUCUGUUACGGGAUGAAAAGAAAAUGGAGAAGCUGAAGGCCAAGCUCCACACAGAUGAUGACUUGAAUUGGCUAGAUCAUAGCCGAACAUUCAGAGAACAAGGAGUGGAUGAGAAUGAGACACUGCUGCUGAGACGGAAGUUCUUCUACUCUGAUCAGAACGUAGACUCCAGAGACCCUGUGCAGCUGAACUUGCUCUAUGUGCAGGCUCGGGAUGACAUCCUGAAUGGCUCACAUCCCGUAUCCUUCGAGAAAGCUUGUGAGUUUGGUGGAUUUCAAGCUCAGAUCCAGUUUGGACCUCAUGUGGAACAUAAGCAUAAACCUGGAUUCUUAGAUCUCAAAGAAUUCCUGCCCAAAGAAUACAUUAAGCAGAGAGGUGCUGAAAAGAGAAUAUUUCAGGAACACAAGAACUGUGGAGAGAUGAAUGAAAUAGAAGCCAAGGUCAAGUAUGUCAAACUGGCUCGCUCCCUCCGGACCUAUGGAGUAUCCUUCUUUCUGGUGAAGGAAAAGAUGAAAGGCAAAAACAAGCUAGUGCCUCGCCUGCUGGGGAUCACCAAGGACUCGGUGAUGCGGGUGGAUGAGAAGACCAAGGAGGUGCUACAGGAGUGGCCACUCACCACAGUCAAACGCUGGGCAGCCUCUCCCAAGAGCUUCACUCUGGAUUUUGGGGAGUAUCAAGAAAGCUAUUAUUCAGUCCAAACCACUGAGGGAGAGCAGAUAUCCCAGCUGAUUGCCGGCUACAUUGAUAUCAUCCUAAAAAAGAAACAAAGCAAAGACAGAUUUGGACUAGAAGGUGAUGAGGAGUCGACUAUGUUAGAGGAGUCAGUUUCCCCAAAAAAAUCCACCAUCCUGCAGCAGCAAUUCAACCGGACAGGAAAAGUGGAGCAUGGCUCAGUGGCACUGCCUGCCGUUAUGCGCUCAGGAUCCAGCGGCCCUGAGACCUUCAAUGUGGGCAGUAUGCCCUCACCACAGCUGCAGGUCCUGGUGGGUCAGAUGCACCAUGGCCACAUGCCCCCACUGACUUCAGCCCAGCAGGCCCUCAUGGGCACCAUCAACACAAGCAUGCACGCUGUCCAGCAGGCCCAUGAGGACCUCAGCGAGCUCGACGCCCUGCCACCUCUUGGCCAGGACAUGGCAUCUAGGGUCUGGGUUCAGAAUAAAGUGGAUGAAUCUAAACAUGAAAUUCAUUCUCAAGUGGAUGCCAUCACAGCUGGAACUGCUUCCGUUGUUAAUCUCACAGCUGGUGACCCUACAGACACUGACUACACAGCCGUGGGCUGUGCCAUCACCACCAUCUCCUCCAACCUGACUGAGAUGUCCAAGGGCGUGAAGCUGCUGGCGGCCCUCAUGGACGACGAGGUGGGCAGCGGGGAGGACUUGCUCCGUGCAGCCCGGACUCUGGCUGGAGCAGUGUCAGACCUGCUGAAGGCCGUGCAGCCCACUUCUGGGGAGCCUCGACAGACAGUCCUGACCGCUGCUGGAAGUGUUGGCCAAGCCAGCGGGGAUCUUCUGAGGCAGAUCGGAGAGAAUGAGACGGAUGAGCGGUUCCAAGAUGUUCUGAUGAGUUUGGCCAAAGCUGUAGCCAAUGCUGCUGCCAUGCUGGUGCUCAAGGCCAAGAACGUGGCACAGGCGGUGGAAGACACAGUCCUGCAGAACAGGGUCAUUGCGGCAGCCACCCAGUGUGCCCUCUCUACCUCACAACUUGUGGCAUGUGCCAAGGUGGUGAGUCCCACCAUCAGCUCCCCAGUGUGCCAGGAGCAGCUGGUGGAGGCGGGGAAGCUCGUGGACCGCUCAGUGGAGAGCUGCGUGCGGGCCUGCCAGGCGGCCACCGAUGACCGGGAGCUGCUGCAGCAGGUCAGCGCAGCGGCCAGCGUGGUCAGCCAGGCCCUGCACGACCUCCUGCAGCACGUGCGCCAGUUCGCCAGCCGCGGGGAGCCCAUCGGCCGCUACGACCAGGCCACGGACACCAUCAUGUGUGUCACCGAGAGCAUCUUCAGCUCCAUGGGCGACGCUGGUGAGAUGGUACGCCAGGCCCGCGUCCUGGCACAGGCCACCUCGGACCUCGUCAAUGCCAUGAGGUCAGAUGCAGAAGCUGAAAUCGACAUGGAAAAUUCCAAGAAGCUCUUGGCAGCUGCCAAACUCCUGGCCGACUCCACGGCACGCAUGGUGGAAGCUGCAAAGGGUGCUGCAGCUAAUCCAGAGAAUGAGGCCCAGCAGCAGAGGCUGAGAGAAGCCGCAGAGGGUUUGCGGGUGGCCACCAAUGCUGCUGCCCAGAAUGCCAUCAAGAAAAAAAUCGUCAACCGCCUAGAGGUGGCAGCUAAGCAGGCAGCAGCUGCUGCCACCCAGACCAUCGCCGCCUCCCAGAAUGCGGCUGUGUCCAACAAGAACCCUGCAGCUCAGCAGCAGCUGGUCCAGAGCUGCAAGGCUGUGGCUGAUCACAUCCCUCAACUGGUUCAAGGAGUCCGGGGCAGCCAGACCCAAGCAGAAGACCUUAGUGCCCAGCUGGCUCUCAUUGUUUCCAGUCAAAACUUCCUGCAGCCUGGAAGCAAGAUGGUGGCAUCUGCCAAGGCCGCGGUGCCCACAGUGAGUGACCAGGCUGCAGCCAUGCAACUGAGCCAAUGCGCCAAGAACCUGGCCACCAGCUUGGCAGAGCUGCGAACCGCCUCGCAGAAGGCUCAUGAAGCUUGUGGUCCCAUGGAGAUCGAUUCUGCUUUGAGCACAGUGCAGACACUCAAGAGUGAGCUACAGGACGCCAAGAUGGCCUCAGUGGAGAGUCAGCUGAAGCCACUACCAGGGGAAACACUGGAGAAGUGUGCACAGGACCUGGGAAGCACGUCAAAAGCUGUGGGCUCCUCCAUGGCGCAGCUGCUGACAUGCGCUGCCCAAGGCAACGAGCACUACACAGGGGUAGCUGCUAGAGAAACAGCCCAAGCACUGAAAACUCUGGCCCAGGCCGCCCGAGGCGUGGCUGCAUCCACCAGUGACCCCACAGCCACUCACGCCAUGCUCGACUCAGCUCGAGAUGUGAUGGAGGGCUCGGCCAUGCUUAUCAGGGAAGCCAAGCAGGCCCUGAUUGCACCUGGUGAUGCUGAGAGUCAACAGAGACUGGCUCAGGUGGCGAAAGCUGUCUCACACUCUCUCAACAACUGCGUGAACUGCCUCCCGGGACAGAAGGAUGUGGAUGUGGCCCUGAAGAGCAUCGGAGAGUCUAGCAAGAAGCUAUUGGUGGACUCGCUACCACCCAGCACGAAGCCUUUCCAGGAAGCCCAGAGUGAGCUCAACCAAGCUGCGGCUGACCUGAACCAGUCCGCGGGGGAGGUGGUCCACGCCACCCGGGGCCAGAGUGGGGAGUUGGCUGCAGCUUCAGGGAAGUUCAGCGAUGAUUUCGAUGAAUUCCUGGAUGCUGGCAUUGAGAUGGCGGGCCAAGCCCAGACAAAAGAAGACCAGAUCCAGGUAAUCGGGAAUCUCAAGAAUAUCUCUAUGGCAUCCAGUAAGCUAUUGUUGGCUGCCAAGUCUCUCUCUGUAGACCCAGGAGCACCCAACGCGAAAAAUCUCCUGGCUGCAGCUGCAAGAGCUGUGACCGAGAGCAUCAACCAACUUAUUACUCUGUGCACCCAGCAAGCCCCUGGCCAGAAGGAGUGUGACAACGCCUUGCGGGAGCUUGAGACCGUCAAGGGGAUGUUGGACAAUCCAAAUGAACCUGUGAGUGAUCUCUCCUACUUCGACUGCAUCGAGAGUGUGAUGGAGAACUCUAAGGUCCUGGGCGAGUCCAUGGCAGGAAUCUCACAGAAUGCCAAGACUGGGGACCUCCCUGCUUUCGGAGAAUGUGUUGGGGCAGCGUCCAAAGCACUUUGCGGGCUGACGGAGGCCGCGGCUCAGGCUGCCUACCUGGUUGGCAUCUCAGAUCCAAACAGCCAGGCGGGCCACCAGGGCCUUGUGGACCCCAUACAGUUUGCCAGGGCCAACCAGGCUAUCCAGAUGGCAUGCCAGAGCCUGGUGGACCCAGGCAGCAGCCCCUCCCAGGUGCUGUCCGCUGCUACCAUUGUGGCCAAGCACACCUCGGCCUUGUGCAAUGCCUGCCGCAUUGCCUCCUCCAAGACAGCCAACCCAGUGGCCAAGAGGCACUUCGUCCAGUCUGCCAAGGAAGUGGCCAACAGCACUGCCAAUCUGGUAAAGACCAUCAAGGCCCUGGAUGGAGAUUUCUCUGAAGACAACCGCAACAAGUGUCGUCUGGCCACGGCUCCCUUGAUUGAUGCAGUGGACAACCUGACAGCAUUUGCCUCCAAUCCUGAAUUCGUCAGCAUUCCUGCCCAGAUCAGCUCUGAGGGCUCCCAGGCACAAGAACCAAUCCUGAUCUCAGCCAAGACCAUGCUGGAGAGUUCCUCAUACCUCAUCCGCACAGCUCGCUCCCUAGCCAUCAACCCCAAAGACCCACCCACCUGGUCAGUGCUGGCAGGACAUUCCCACACUGUGUCUGACUCUAUCAAGAGUCUCAUCACAUCCAUCAGGGACAAGGCCCCUGGACAGAGGGAAUGCGACUACUCCAUUGACGGCAUCAACCGAUGCAUCAGGGACAUUGAGCAGGCCUCGCUGGCUGCUGUCAGCCAGAGCUUGGCCACGAGGGAUGAUAUCUCAGUGGAGGCCCUACAGGAGCAGCUGACCUCAGUGGUGCAGGAAAUCGGGCAUCUCAUUGACCCCAUCGCCACGGCAGCUCGGGGAGAAGCAGCUCAGCUGGGGCAUAAGGUGACCCAGCUGGUGAGCUACUUCGAGCCCUUGAUUUUAGCCUCUGUGGGUGUGGCCUCCAAGAUCUUAGACCACCAGCAGCAGAUGACAGUGUUGGACCAGACCAAGACGCUGGCAGAGUCGGCCCUGCAGAUGUUGUACGCAGCCAAGGAAGGGGGAGGAAACCCCAAGGCCCAGCACACCCACGACGCCAUCACCGAGGCUGCCCAGCUCAUGAAGGAAGCCGUAGAUGACAUCAUGGAAACACUGAAUGAAGCUGCCAGUGAGGUGGGGCUAGUGGGAGGCAUGGUGGACGCCAUUGCAGAGGCCAUGAGCAAGCUGGAUGAAGGCACUCCUCCAGAACCAAAGGGCACCUUCGUCGACUAUCAGACAACUGUAGUUAAAUACUCCAAAGCCAUUGCGGUAACAGCUCAGGAAAUGAUGACUAAGUCGGUUACUAACCCGGAGGAGUUGGGAGGACUGGCCUCACAAGUCACCAGUGACUAUGGGCACCUGGCUCUGCAGGGCCACAUGGCAGCAGCCACGGCGGAGCCAGAGGAGAUCAGCUUCCAGAUACGCACCCGAGUGCAGGACCUGGGCCACGGCUGUAUCUUCCUCGUGCAGAAAGCAGGGGCCCUGCAGGCAUGCCCCUCCGACAGCUACACCAAGAGGGAGCUGAUCGAGUGCGCCCGCACCGUCACGGAGAAGGUAUCCUUGGUGCUCUCAGCUCUCCAGGCUGGCAACAAGGGGACGCAGGCCUGCAUCACAGCUGCUACGGCCGUGUCUGGGAUCAUCGCUGACCUGGACACCACCAUCAUGUUUGCCACUGCCGGGACGCUCAAUGCCGAGAACAAUGAGACCUUUGCAGACCACAGGGAGAACAUCCUGAAGACGGCCAAGGCCCUGGUGGAGGACACGAAGCUGCUGGUGUCUGGUGCUGCAUCUACCCCAGACAAGUUGGCCCAGGCUGCCGAGUCCUCGGCGGCCACUAUCACACAGCUGGCUGAGGUGGUGAAACUGGGCGCAGCCUCCCUGGGUGCUGAUGACCCAGAGACCCAGGUGGUGCUGAUCAAUGCCAUCAAGGAUGUGGCCAAGGCACUGUCCGAUCUUAUCGGAGCCACCAAGGGAGCAGCCAGCAAACCAGCUGAUGACCCCUCCAUGUACCAGCUCAAGGGCGCUGCCAAGGUGAUGGUGACCAAUGUGACGUCCCUCCUCAAGACUGUGAAGGCGGUAGAGGAUGAGGCCACGCGUGGUACGCGGGCGCUGGAGGCCACAAUUGAGUACAUGAAGCAGGAGCUCACGGUGUUCCAGUCAAAGGAGGCGCCUGAGAAGACAUCGUCCCCGGAGGAGUCCAUCAGGAUGACCAAAGGCAUCACCAUGGCCACGGUCAAGGCUGUGGCUGCGGGCAACUCAUGCCGGCAGGAGGAUGUGGUCGCCACUGCCAACCUGAGCAGGAAGGCUGUGGCCGACAUGCUCAUGGCCUGCAAGCAAGCGUCUUUCCACCCUGAUGUCAGUGAGGAGUUGCGCAACAGAGCCCUGCACUAUGGGACUGAGUGUACACUGAGCUACCUGGACCUGCUGGAGCACGUGCUGGUGAUUUUGCAGAAACCAACACCCGAACUCAAGCUCCAGCUGGCUGGUUUUUCCAAACGUGUGGCAAGCGCUGUGACUGAGCUCAUUCAGGCAGCUGAAGCCAUGAAAGGGACAGAGUGGGUGGAUCCCGAAGACCCAACCAUCAUUGCAGAAACGGAAUUGCUGGGAGCAGCAGCGUCCAUUGAGGCUGCUGCUAAGAAGUUGGAGCAACUGAAGCCGAGAGCGAAGCCCAAACAAGCGGACGAGACUCUGGAUUUUGAAGAACAGAUCUUGGAAGCUGCUAAGUCGAUUGCUGCUGCCACCAGUGCCCUGGUAAAAUCGGCCUCGGCAGCCCAGAGAGAGCUGGUGGCCCAAGGAAAGGUGGGCUCCAUUCCUGCCAAUGCUGCAGAUGAUGGACAGUGGUCCCAGGGCCUGAUUUCUGCCGCCAGGAUGGUGGCAGCUGCAACCAGCAGCCUGUGCGAGGCAGCCAACGCCUCGGUCCAGGGCCACGCCAGUGAGGAGAAGCUCAUCUCGUCUGCCAAGCAGGUCGCUGCAUCCACAGCCCAGCUGCUCGUGGCCUGCAAGGUGAAGGCCGACCAGGACUCGGAGGCCAUGAGGCGCCUACAGGUGGCAGGAAAUGCUGUGAAACGAGCCUCAGACAAUCUUGUUCGUGCUGCCCAGAAGGCCGCAUUUGGCAAAGCCGAUGAUGAUGAUGUUGUAGUGAAAACAAAGUUUGUAGGGGGCAUUGCUCAGAUCAUCGCUGCCCAGGAGGAAAUGCUAAAGAAAGAGCGAGAACUAGAAGAAGCAAGGAAAAAGCUGGCCCAGAUUCGUCAGCAGCAGUAUAAGUUCCUACCCACUGAACUGAGGGAAGAUGAAGGCUAAGGCCAGAGCCUAGGGGGCGAGCACUAGGGGACGUCUCUGCAAAAACUGGACACACUCUGCUCUGGAAAGGCUGGGCUCCAGCCUGGGAGCCACUCACCUCCCCCUGAGCCAGCACUACUCCUGGAGCUUGUGCCCCUUCUCUGUCCUGCCGGCCAUGGCUGCAUGAUCAUGAUGUCACAUGGUAGUGUCUCACCCACAGCGCCUCGGCCCCUCCCCACACCUCACUGUAUCUCAGGAGAGAGGGGCUCACACAUGUUGGUGGAUGGCCACCCCACACAGGAAGUUCAGUAUUAUCUCAUUCUCAGACACUGGCUUUGCUUGAUCCUUGUCUAGGUCUCUUGCUGAAAUCUCUGUAGGAAAAAAACAGCAAGAUCUCAGAGGAAGUGAUUGAUGUGAUAGAUUCUGAAAGAUAUGCUUCUCUGACUCAGGAGAAGGUGCAAGAGACAGCUGGACAUGGUGGUAAAAAUUGGGAACGUAGGUCACUGUGGACUCCAAGAGGGCAGCUGUGUCUCCAGUGCUGGCUCGAGGGAGAGUUUCUGCUCCCGUUUGCACGCUUUCUUGCCUCUGUGUGUAAGCUCCUUGUACAGCCUAGACCCAUCUUGUAUCCUGUGGCCCCGGAAGUCAAAUGGCUAUUUUUUUUUCCUUCAUGAUCCCAAGGGCAGAGGGGUGGGGCCUAUCAGGGCGUGGCGUGCAGAGGCUGUAAUAAAAGAUGUGGCUCCUUA